Messenger RNA from Tachyglossus aculeatus (Australian echidna), 1899 nucleotides. RefSeq names its product proline dehydrogenase 2 (gene PRODH2). Bases 82 to 1461 code for a protein of 459 amino acids. The record is from RefSeq and is a predicted model, not a curated record. The transcript has 11 exons. Gene Ontology annotation, molecular function: proline dehydrogenase activity; FAD binding. Gene Ontology annotation, cellular component: mitochondrion. Lineage: Eukaryota; Metazoa; Chordata; Mammalia; Monotremata; Tachyglossidae.
UUAAUCUCUCAUCGUCCCCAGGGCUGCACCAUCUCAAUCCGUGGGUCCCUUCCUCUCUCCUCCACCCCUGGGGCCGCUGCGAUGCUGCGGGCCAGUCGGGUGCUGUGGGCCCGGGCACCCUCCCCUUCGGGGGUCCCCGGCCCCGCGCUGCGGUUCGACGGGGAAGUCUUCCGCUUGAAGGGAACCGGGGAGCUGGUCCGGGCCUUGCUGGUGCUGCGGCUUUGUGCCUGGCCUCCCCUGGUGACCCACGGCCUGGAGGUCCUGGCCUGGUGCCGCCGCCUCCUCGGGGCUCGGCUGUCCGGGGCGAUGCUCCGGGCCUCGGUGUACGGACAGUUUGUGGCCGGUGAGACGGCCGGGGAGGUGCGGAGUUCGGUGCAGCGGCUGCAAGCCCUGGGCCUGCGGCCGCUGCUGGCCGUGCCCACCGAAGAGGAGCCGGGGACGGAGCGGGCCGGCGAGGGCUGGUACGAGGGCAAUCUGGCUGCCAUGCUGAGCUGCGUGGACCUGGCCAGCGGCCCUGAGGACCCCGCCACCGCCCCCAGCCCGGUGCUCAUGCAGCUCAAGGCGACGGCACUGACCAGCACCCGCCUCUGUAAGGAGCUGACUGCGCGGCUGGGGGCGCCGGGGGCUGCCAGAGACCUGAGCCCCGACAGCCUGGCGGCCGUCAUGGACAGUAGCCAGGACCCCCAUAUAUCCAGCCUGAGUCCUGAGCAGAAUCAGCACCUCGGAGCCUCCCUGAGACGGUUCCACCGGGUCGCCCAGUACGCCCGGGCGCGGGGGGUGCGGCUGCUGGUGGACGCCGAGUACACGUCCCUGAACCCCGCGCUCUCCCUGCUCGUGUCCGCCCUGGCCCUGCGCUGGAACCGUCCGGAAGAGGCUGACCGACAUGGGGCCGCCUGGGUGUGGGACACCUACCAGGCUUACCUCCAGGACACUCCUGAGCGGCUGGGCCGGGCAGCCGAGGCGGCGGAGCGGCGGGGCCUGGCCUUCGGGGUCAAGCUGGUGCGAGGGGCCUACCUGGAGAAAGAGCGGGAGCUGGCGAGGAAGGCGGGGACUCCGGACCCCACCCAGCCCGACUACGAGGCCACAAGUCACAGCUACAGCCGCUGCCUGGAGCUGAUGCUGGGGCAGGUGUUGCGGCGGGGCCCUCAGUGCCGGCUCAUGGUGGCCUCUCACAACGAGCAGUCCGUGCGCCAGGCCGCCCGCCGGAUGUCAGAACUGGGGAUCCGGCCGGACGGACCGGUCUGCUUCGGCCAGCUGCUGGGAAUGUGCGACCAGGUGUCCCUGGCCCUGGGGCAGGCGGGCUACGCCGUGUACAAGUCGAUCCCGUACGGCUCCCUGGACGAGGUGCUGCCCUACCUGAGCCGGCGGGCCCAGGAGAACCGCGCUGUGCUGGCCGGGGCGCGCCGGGAGCGCCAGCUCCUGCGCCGGGAGCUGUGGCGCCGGAUGACUGGAAGGCCCUGACGGCCCCCACCCCCGGGGACCCUUCCCCCGUGCUCCAGUCCACCCACCCCCUGGAACCGGCCCCAGCCCCUUCCAAGCCCCCGGCAAAUAAAGGCACCAGAAACCAUCGAGUCCCUGGCCCUGACCGAGUCGGGCGAGGCGGGAUCGGGGCGCCUCGAGACUGCGGAAAGAAGGGGGGAAAGAAAACGGCAGCCACGCAGGAAGAAGUGGCACUCGGAUUGGAGCGUCAGAUCUGCUCCGCCAGUCGCCUCUUGCCACCUCCUUGCCCAUGCUGACCUGAUAUACCUGAGCCGAUCAGAGUGGAGGCCUGGCCUUGGGGCACUCCCCUGGAGUACCGCCCUCCCAUCUGUCUGCAGUGACCCCCGACUCUGCCCUCUUCCAAAACCCUGGUUCGAACACCCCACUCCCUCAGUGCCCAGUUUGGGUUGGAAACGACUU